AAAGACCCCGCUACAGAACAUCUGAUUUUGAUUGAAUUGAGGAGUGACUGUCAGUGAGUUGUCAGUGGUUGUCAUCCCUUUCGAAAGUUGAAGGCUGACACGCAGAGAGCGUUCGCCUGUUCACUCGGGAUAUUUCCUAAUUUUUGAUAGAAUGUCGAGGAAUCGCAGCAACGAGGAGACUGACAAGCAGACUCGGAUUGCUAUCGUCAGCGACGACAAAUGCAAGCCGAAGCGAUGCCGCCAGGAGUGCAAGAAGUCCUGCCCCGUCGUCCGGAUGGGAAAACUCUGCAUUGAAGUCACCCCCAACUCGAAGAUCGCGUCGUUGUCCGAGGAACUGUGCAUUGGGUGCGGUAUCUGUGUGAAGAAAUGUCCCUUCGAUGCUAUUACCAUCAUCAACAUCCCCAGCAACUUGGAUAAACACACGACGCACCGUUACUCAAAGAAUUCAUUCAAGUUGCAUCGACUACCCAUUCCGCGUCCCGGAGAAGUGCUUGGACUUGUAGGCCAAAACGGUAUUGGCAAAUCGACCGCGUUGAAAAUCUUAGCUGGCAAGCAGAAACCGAAUUUGGGGCGUUACAUUGACCCACCGGAUUGGACGGAAAUCCUCGCCUACUUCAGAGGUUCCGAACUGCAAAACUACUUCACGAAAAUCCUAGAGGAUCACUUGAGGGCGCUCAUUAAACCCCAGUAUGUGGAUCAAAUUCCAAGAGCUGUUAAAGGCUCUGUUGGUGCCUUACUGGACAAGCGAGAUGAACGAAAAAACCAGGAAGAAAUCUGUGAAAUGCUGGAUUUGAAGCAUAUACGCGACAGAGAGGUGGGCGCAUUGUCUGGUGGAGAAUUACAGCGCUUCGCGUGUGCUAUGGUGUGCAUUCAAAACGGCGACAUAUUCAUGUUUGACGAGCCUUCGUCUUAUUUGGAUGUCAAACAGCGAUUGAACGCUGCCUUGACUAUUCGGCAUUUAAUUCAUCCUGAUAAGUUCAUUAUCGUAGUCGAGCACGAUCUGUCGGUUCUGGAUUAUCUUUCUGAUUUUAUUUGUUGUUUGUACGGUCUUCCUGGUUGCUACGGUGUUGUUACUAUGCCCUUCUCUGUUCGAGAAGGUAUCAACAUUUUCCUAGACGGUUUCGUGCCAACUGAAAACAUGAGAUUCCGUACAGAAUCUUUAACAUUCAAGGUCUCGGAAUCUGCCACUGAAGAAGAAAUCAAACGAAUGAAUCACUACGUUUAUCCGAAAAUGUCGAAAACAUUAGGUUCAUUCCAGCUCACCGUUGAAGAAGGACAUUUCAGUGAUUCUGAAAUUUUGGUACUGCUCGGAGAGAACGGAACCGGAAAGACAACGUUCAUUAGAAUGUUAGCCGGUAAUCUGGAGCCCGACGCGGGAUCCGGUGACCUCCCGAUGUUGCACAUUUCGUACAAACCACAGAAGAUUUCACCAAAAACCCAAGGAAAUGUUAGGCAUUUAUUACACGAAAAGAUUCGUGACGCUUAUGUACAUCCGCAGUUUAUUGCUGAUGUGAUGAAACCAAUGAAGAUUGAGGAAAUUAUGGACCAAGAAGUGCAAAAUCUGUCCGGAGGAGAAUUGCAAAGAGUUGCUUUGGUGCUCUGUUUGGGCAAACCCGCCGACGUGUACUUGAUUGACGAGCCUUCAGCCUACUUGGAUUCUGAACAGCGUCUUGUUGCCGCUAAAGUUAUCAAACGGUACAUUUUACAUGCAAAGAAAACCGGGUUCGUUGUAGAGCACGAUUUCAUCAUGGCUACUUACUUGGCUGAUCGUGUUAUUGUCCUGGAGGGAAAGCCGUCUGUUAAGACCACUGCACAUACUCCCCAAUCGCUUCUUAACGGAAUGAACCGUUUCCUUGAGCUACUGGGCAUCACUUUCCGACGAGAUCCUAAUAAUUUCCGGCCACGAAUCAAUAAGAAUUCAUCCGUGAAGGAUAUUGAACAAAAGCGAGCUGGGCAAUAUUUCUUCUUGGAAGAUGAAAGCUAAAUGGCUUCUCGCAAUGUCCUGCGUGCACGUGUGUGUCGAGUUGCAAUAGAAGGGGAACGGAAAGGGAAAACUAAUUUACGCGCAAAGAUUUAUAAGCAGGUUCGUGUUCAACCCAUCGGGUCCGAGGAUAACGGCUAUAUCGACUUUUAUAUAAGUGUAAUAAUGAUAUUUUAUUUGAACUCUGUGUCCAAAAAUAUUUCUAUUCUACCCAAGACAAGACUAUUGCCGACCAAUAAAACAUCUAUUGUGCAUGUCAGUAUGUAUACACGCAUGGAUUACUAGUGAAGUUGAAGAGGGAUCUUGGAUUAUGAUAAUUUAUUUCCACUUUUGGCUAUAAUGGAAAAUUUGCAGUUUUUUUGGUCGAAAAUCAAAACGUCAAACUUUUUUUCUCGACAUUUCUCUGGUCUUUGCAGAAUUAGGUGAAAUUUGUAAUGCAAAACGUAAAUUAGUUCCAUUUAGCUAAAUAUUUGAUUUUUUAUCUGAUGUAAUUGUUAAUUUUUGUAAUAAAUUCAAAAAUAUGCGUACUGA
Hermetia illucens (black soldier fly) is the source of this 2512-nucleotide messenger RNA. RefSeq names its product ATP-binding cassette sub-family E member 1 (gene pix). Gene Ontology annotation, biological process: ribosomal subunit export from nucleus; translational initiation; translational termination. The transcript is spliced from 8 exons. NCBI's taxonomy places the organism in Eukaryota, Metazoa, Arthropoda, Insecta, Diptera, Stratiomyidae. Gene Ontology annotation, molecular function: ATP binding; ATP hydrolysis activity; ribosomal small subunit binding. The coding region runs from base 152 to 1984 and encodes 610 amino acids. The record is from RefSeq and is a predicted model, not a curated record.